This is a messenger RNA of Gongylonema pulchrum, 1029 nucleotides long. NCBI's taxonomy places the organism in Eukaryota, Metazoa, Nematoda, Chromadorea, Rhabditida, Gongylonematidae. The record is from the annotation of a GenBank genome assembly.
AUGAAUCUCACGUUUGCCAAUAAUCUUGAAAAACAGAAAAAUGUGAAUCGCAAGGAAGAAAGACGUGACUGUGUAAUUGAAUUCUGGAACACAAUUGGUUCGCCAGUGUUUCAUAUCCGGACGACAGCACUGGGAUCGAAAUCAGCCGAAUCACUUCUUUGGGCUGGUGACCUGUUGCUCGCUUCACAUCUCGAUGGUUCUAUUACCGGGCAUCGCCUGCACACAUCCGAAUACUGGACAUCACAACUUUGUCCAAGUCCACUGUGGUGUUUAGCUUCAAUAUCAGCGAGUGCCUUUUGCGCUGGUUCUGAUUCUGGAGCGGUAUUGCUGUUUGCGCUCCAGGAUGAUUGGAUUGCAUCAACGAAAACAAUAUCCACCGGUUUCGAUGCACAUAUUAUGUCGUUGGCGUGCAAUGGUACUACCAUUGCUGCUGGUACCAUGGAUGAAAUCAUGCUAAUCAAUGUGCAGAAGCAGCGUAUCGAACAUACAUUGAAAUUGCCGCGCGUUGAAAAGCGCAAACCAACAAUUGUCUGGUGCCUCUGCUUCAUUGGUGAUUUAUUGGCAUCCGGUGAUUCGCGUGGAUACAUAACCUUCUGGAACCCAUCAGAUGGCGCAUUUUCACAUGCUGAUGUCCUAUCGAUGGCUGUAGCCGACGAGACACUCUAUGCUGCCGGUGUUGAUCCAACAAUAGCUCGACUUGCUCCCAAUCAGGACCGUACUGCUUAUCGGGUGGAGCAUCGAAGGACGGUUCAUGGGAACGAUGUUCGUGCUUUAGUUGCAUCGAAACAUAGGCCAGUUUUGUAUUCCGGUGGCGCUGAUUAUUAUUUUUGCAGUAGCAGUCGCUUAAAACACAGCAAUGGCUUGAAAAAUAUUGUAUGUAAUGUUGCACCGGAUGCCGAUCUUUUCUCAUAUCAGUACACAAAUCGUAUUGUUAUUUGGAGAACUGGAAUAGCAGCUGAAGAUAUUGCCUCGCCGAGGAAAGGCAUUUAUUCCUUAAAAUGUGGCCCAUGCCCUAAGCCGAAAAGGUAA